AUGUUCCCAAAUGGCAUCAACCGCCGAUAUGCGAUCUUCGCAGGCUUUGUACUAGUUAUGCUAUGGCUCUGGGUAGCCUUCGAUCGACCAUACAGUCUUCCGUCACAUUUUUCCUGGAAUCCGUACUCUAACACUGGCCAAAGUGAUUUAGCGAAAGACAUCUUCGAUUUCCCCGCAAUCGAAUCCAAUGCUAUCCGUGAGGUAUGUGGGAGAACUGAAUGGAAUUCGAGUGUUAUAUUCACAUGCGAUAAUAACCAUGGAGGUGUGGGACACGUUCGAAAUUCCAUUUUGAACUGUGUUCGUUUUGCCAUCUCCGCUGGAGCAGGCCUGGUUUUACCGAACAUUGCUCUGAGAGACAUGGAAGACGAUACUGUUAUAAUAUGGGAUGAGCCAGUACAGGAGCCGAUGAGAAAAAGACAUGGACCAGGACGAAGGGGCAUGGAGCAUAUGUUUGACGUCCCGCAUUUCCUGGAAUCUCUUCAUUUGUCGUGCCCAAAAAUGCCCCUUUUUGAAGACAUGGGAGACAGUUUUGGUGGCCGUCGAAGAGGCCUUUUACCUGAAAGCUUGGUGGAUAAUCACCCUACAUCCGGACUAGAACACCCUGAGCAGUGGAGGAAAAUGUUUUACGGCUGGGUGGACAAAUAUAUGGUCAAACCAUCAGAUUACACGAGGGACGAGCCCAUAAUCGUCGAUCUCGACCAAUCUUUCCUUGUGUAUCCAACGCAUUCCGACAGCCAUGAAUUCGCUCAUGAUUUUGGGAAGAUAUUGAAGUUCCGCGAAGACACACGCAGACUCGCAACAGCUGCUCUGGUAGAACUACUUGAGUGGCAUGAUAGCGAUGGGGACAUUCGAGAUCCUAUCAUGAAUCCCUCUUUCUUCGGUGCGCACAUUCGUACUGAGCCGGAAGUAUCACACGAAUCAGAUCUGCUUCGCCGUCACGAUACGCCGCAACCUUUUAUGGAAUACAAUGCUCAAGCUACCGCUUACUUGACACAAGCCCAAGAGGGCAAUAUGUCUAUUAUCUACGCUACUUCCGGAAAUCUUUCUAAUAUGGCACUUCUUAGACAUCAUGCCAUGCAUUGGGAUAUCGAGGUCACACAUAAAUUCGCCUUACUCAAGGACAACCAUCGUGAUGAGUUAGAGCGUCUUACAUGGGAUCAACGAGCAUUGAUAGACUUCAUGGUUUUGACCAAAGCUCAGUCAUUCGGUGGAGUGGCACAUUCAUUCUUUUCUUGGAAUCUGGCAUUGAAGAGACACCAGCUAGCCAAAGAGGCCGGCCUGGAAAAAGAUGGAAAACACUCGACAUUCUCAGGAAAGGGGGUUUUGAGUGAGGAUGGCACUUGGAGUGAUGGUUUGAGUCACAUAUAUGGCAAUAGAAAGAGCUAUUUUGAGAGCUCGAAGUGUAUGUGGGAAUGA
This is a messenger RNA of Hymenoscyphus albidus, 1416 nucleotides long. The record is from the annotation of a GenBank genome assembly. Lineage: Eukaryota; Fungi; Ascomycota; Leotiomycetes; Helotiales; Helotiaceae.